UGCCCGCGGGCAUCAACAGGUUUUCUCGGUGGAUUCGGUGGUUUUGGUGUUUUUUUUUGUGUUGGUUUCGCAAAGGCGAGUCGUCGGGUGAAAAGUGCCUCUCCCACAGGCGUGGGCGCUCGCACACUGCGAAUGCCACAUCCUGUGGCAACUUCAGGCACUAGCAAAAAAAAAUGUAUCACACAAAAAAGCAAGCUGAAGUGAAACUGGUUUUUGGCGCGCUUUAAAAACUCUCAACUGACAUUUUCCAUUUCGACUGUGUUUCGAAGAAGUUUGUCUUUCUGCCGCAAAGUUGUGCAAAAGUAUAACUUUAGCUUCAGUGAUUUUUGUGACACAGCAUGAGCAAAUAAUAUGAUUCUCGAUUUCAAUAUGAAGCGCCAAAAAUGAUUGCAGCGUUUGCAUCGUAGUCUUGAAAAGGUUUUUUUCAUUGAUUUAAUUAGAGCCACCGAAAGCGGUUGGCCAGCCAGAAAAACGAGCAAAGGGAUUCCUCACCAGCCUGCGCCCAGCGCCCUCUUAACACGGUAACCACUGACACUGAGAAUCAAAAGGAACCACAGCCCGGAAAAGGCCAGAAGUUUUAUAACGACGACGACGACGACGACGACGAGCAGAGGGACAGCAGACACAGAUACAGAAACAGCGAAAUGGACAAAAAUCUGAUGAUGCCGAAGCGUUCGCGCAUCGAUGUCAAGGGCAGUUUUGCCAACGGACCGCUGCAAGCACGCCCACUGGUGGCCCUUCUCGAUGGACGCGAUUGCUCCAUCGAGAUGCCCAUCCUGAAGGAUGUGGCCACGGUGGCCUUCUGCGAUGCACAGAGCACCUCCGAAAUACACGAGAAGGUCCUCAACGAGGCAGUGGGAGCUCUGAUGUGGCACACCAUCAUCUUGACAAAGGAGGAUCUUGAAAAGUUCAAAGCUUUACGCAUUAUCGUGCGCAUCGGCAGCGGCACAGACAACAUCGAUGUGAAGGCGGCGGGCGAACUGGGCAUCGCAGUGUGCAAUGUUCCCGGCUAUGGAGUCGAGGAGGUGGCGGACACGACGAUGUGCCUGAUCCUCAACCUUUACCGGCGGACGUAUUGGCUGGCGAAUAUGGUGCGCGAGGGCAAAAAGUUCACUGGACCCGAGCAAGUGCGGGAGGCAGCGCAUGGCUGUGCACGCAUCCGCGGCGACACCUUGGGCCUGGUCGGACUGGGCCGCAUCGGAAGCGCCGUGGCCCUGCGGGCAAAGGCGUUCGGCUUCAACGUCAUCUUCUACGAUCCCUACCUGCCCGACGGCAUCGACAAGUCGCUGGGCCUCACUCGCGUCUACACGCUGCAGGACCUGCUUUUCCAGUCCGACUGCGUCUCACUGCAUUGCACGCUCAACGAGCACAACCAUCAUUUAAUCAAUGAAUUCACAAUUAAACAGAUGCGACCUGGUGCAUUUCUGGUGAACACCGCCCGAGGCGGCCUGGUCGAUGACGAGACCCUGGCGUUGGCGCUGAAGCAGGGAAGGAUAAGAGCUGCCGCCCUGGACGUUCACGAAAACGAACCUUACAAUGUAUUUCAAGGCGCACUGAAGGAUGCCCCCAAUCUGAUUUGCACACCGCACGCCGCCUUUUUCAGCGACGCGUCCGCCACGGAGCUGCGCGAGAUGGCAGCCACCGAGAUCCGGCGGGCGAUCGUCGGCAAUAUUCCAGACGUGCUGAGGAACUGCGUCAACAAGGAGUACUUCAUGCGCACGCCGCCUGCCGCUGCCGCCGGGGGCGUGGCGGCGGCUGUUUAUCCCGAAGGAUUAAAUGGCGGCUAUUAUACAGGCGCACUGCAUCACCGGGCACACAGCACCACGCCGCACGAUGGCCCCCACAGUACAACCAACCUGGGCAGCACCGUAGGAGGCGGUCCGACGACAGUCGCUCAAGCUGCCGCCGCAGCCGUGGCCGCUGCGGCAGCCGCCGCCGCCCUCCUGCCGUCGCCGGUUCCGCCGCACUUGUCGCCCCAGGUCGGUGGAUUGCCACUUGGAAUUGUGAGUAGCCAAUCGCCCCUGAGUGCGCCCGACCCUAAUAAUCAUCUGUCAUCGAGCAUAAAAACGGAGGUGAAGGCCGAGUCAACGGAGGCGCCGUAGGCAUCUGCUGUCCCAGUGGCCGGAGCCGGAGAGCUGGAGUUGAUGAUGGCAACGGGCAGUGGCGCAAUGGAGUCCAGCACAACAGCUGGCCAACGGAAGGCGGCGAAGGAUGAGGAGCAGAUCAAAUGGAGAGAAAACCCCGAGGAAACCCUAAGGAUUAAACAGAAAAAAAAACCCCAGCAGUAGUCAUCUGUCAAAUGUGUGGAGUCCCCCGUAUCCGUGCUGUUGUUCUCUUGUUCCGGUUGUAAAAUGGAUUCCUUGUGCGCCUGUGCCAGCGCUUGAUUUGAAUUUUUCCAAGUUUCUAUGUUUUAAUUUAAAAUACAAUACAUAUUUGCAUUACCAACCAACCUUCCCCCCCCAAAACAAACAAAAUAAAACGAAACACAACAUUAUAAACAACGCAGGAAAUCGAGGAGGAGGAGAAGGAGUUCGAUGAGGAGUAUAGUUAUGAUGAUCCCACACACACAACACGCCUCAAAAUUUACUACAUAUUUAGACUUUAAUUUGUAACUAUUUAGAAUUUUACAGUUACAAUUUAAGAUUUUUAUUUGUAUUGCAGCAAAUUGUAAGUGAAAAUAUGUUACUACAUAUAAGCGCAAAAACAAAUGCAAA
Messenger RNA from Drosophila subpulchrella, 2714 nucleotides. RefSeq names its product C-terminal-binding protein (gene CtBP). The transcript is spliced from 8 exons. Lineage: Eukaryota; Metazoa; Arthropoda; Insecta; Diptera; Drosophilidae. The coding region runs from base 645 to 2102 and encodes 485 amino acids. The record is from RefSeq and is a predicted model, not a curated record. Gene Ontology annotation, molecular function: transcription corepressor activity; NAD binding; oxidoreductase activity, acting on the CH-OH group of donors, NAD or NADP as acceptor.